GGCAGAGAGGCAGGCUUGUGAGAACCAAGGCGCAGAGCAAGGCGAGAGAACGCACAGCUACAAAGCCUCCCAAUCGAGUUUGACACGAAGGAGACACAACUUCGGAAACCAAGCAGAGCACAAUGAAUCUCACGCAUUUGGUCGCUUGUGGACUAUUGGUGACACUGCUUUCCGUGAGCAUGGAGGCAAAACCUUUGACGCAGUCACAACAGAAGUCCCUGACAAGUUUACUAGGCGAGGAGCUCUCUGAAUAUCUGGCGUCCGGGGAGCGGGACUUGAGGCUUGAAAGUUCGAGAGUGCGGCUCCUCAGGGACCUGCAACUGGACGCCAGGGCUAAAGCGACCUGGGCUCGCAUCCUGAACGAUCACCCCAACCCCAGGAAAUACAAAGGCAUCCACAAGAAAGGCCUGUCCAAAGGCUGCUUCGGACUCAAGCUGGACAGAAUAGGAUCCAUGAGCGGGCUGGGCUGUUAGAGCCACGGCACAGAGUUGGGGAGGCGGACGCUCAUUGGAGGAUGGGUUUUGGACAACUUCGUUUUAUUUGCUCAUCACCCGAGGAAAACAGAACAAUACCAUCCUUAUUCAAGAAACUGAUAGGUUCGAAUUCCGGUACGAAGAAGCGUCUUCACCAGCGUUACUGAAGGUCCUGAAAACCAUCACAUUAAACACAUACACAACAAAACAAAACAGCGGACCGUGUUGUAGAAACUAAUAAGGCAAAUCUGUAUAUUAUUGUCGCUGCUGUACAUUCAUGUAUUUCAUUCCUGCAUAAAUGUAUUUAUGUUUAAAACUAUUUAUAUGUUUAUAAAGAGAUAUUUAUGAAUAUGAGUUUUAUUUAUGUAACAUUUUUUUGAAAUGGAUGCAAACUGCAGGUCAAAUACGUUUGUAACUUUUUGUCUUAAAUAGCUGUAAAUGUUAAAAAAAGAAAAAAGAAACAUUCCACAUGCACUUCCCAGUGUCUUUCAGUUUGUUUUGCGGAAUGCACCUUAAGAACAUAAGAACAUGAGAAAGUUUAUAAACGAGAGGAGGCCAUUCGGCCCAUCUUGCUCUUCUUAGUAGCUUAUUGAUCCCAGAAUCUCAUCAAACAGCUUCUUGAAGGAUCCCAGGGUGUCAGCUUCAACAACAUUACUGGGGAGUUGGUUCCAGACCCUCACAAUUCUCUGUGUAAAAAAGUGCCUCCUAUUUUCUGUUCUGAAUGCCCCUUUAUCUAAUCUCCAUUUGUGACCCCCUGGUCCUUGUUUAUUUUUUUAGGUCAAAAAAGUCCCCUGGGUCGACAUUGUCAAUACCUUUUAGGAUUUUGAAUGUUUGAAUCAGAUCACCGCGUAGUCAUCUUUGUUCAAGACUGAAUAGAUUCAAUUAAUUUAGCCUGUCUGCAUACGACAUGCCUUUUAAACCCAGGAUAAUUCUGGUUGCUCUUCUUUGCACUCUUUCUAGAGCAGCAAUAUCCUUUUUGUAACGAGGUGACCAGAACUGAACACAAUAUUCUAGGUGAGGUCUUACUAAUGCAUUGUAAAGUUUUAACAUUACUUCCCUUGAUUUAAAUUCAACACUUUUCACAAUAUAUCCGAGCAUAUUGUUGGCCUUUUUUAUAGCUUCUCCACAUUGUCUAUAUGAAGACAUUUCUGAGUCAACAUAAACUCCUAGGUCUUUUUCAUAGAUUCCUUCUUCAAUUUCAGUAUCUCCCAUAUGAUAUUUAUAAUGUAUAUUUUUAUUGCCUGUGUGCAGUACCUUACACUUUUCUCUAUUAAAUGCCAUUUGCCAUG
Acipenser ruthenus (sterlet) is the source of this 1762-nucleotide messenger RNA. RefSeq names its product C-type natriuretic peptide 4-like. Gene Ontology annotation, cellular component: extracellular region. Gene Ontology annotation, biological process: receptor guanylyl cyclase signaling pathway; cGMP biosynthetic process. NCBI's taxonomy places the organism in Eukaryota, Metazoa, Chordata, Actinopteri, Acipenseriformes, Acipenseridae. Bases 123 to 473 code for a protein of 116 amino acids. The record is from RefSeq and is a predicted model, not a curated record. Gene Ontology annotation, molecular function: hormone activity; hormone receptor binding. The transcript is spliced from 3 exons.